UUGAUUUUCCGCCUUCAACCUCGCUCUUUGUCUGUCUGUCUGUUGUUCUCUCACCUUUGAAUUUCACCAGAAAGAAAGGACACAAUGGCCGCCAUCAACGGUAACACCACGAUCCUCGACCACACCACGGCCGUGGACGUCCUGGCCGAGUACAAGUCCCGCGAUGGCCUCGACCGACAAGAGCUCAUGGACACGACCAAGCACGGUGGUCUGACCUACAACGACUUCCUCAUCCUCCCCGGCUACAUUGGCUUCCCUGCCUCCGAGGUCACCCUCGAUGCCCCCAUCACCAAGCGCAUCACGCUCAAGACGCCCUUUGUGUCCUCCCCCAUGGACACCGUCACCGAGCACGAGAUGGCCAUCCACAUGGCCCUUCAGGGUGGCCUGGGUGUCAUCCACCACAACUGCUCUCCCGCCGCCCAGGCUGACAUGGUCCGCAAGGUGAAGCGUUUUGAGAACGGCUUCAUCCUCGACCCCGUUGUCAUCACGCGCGACACCACCGUCGGCGAGGCCAAGGCCCUCAAGGAGAAAUGGGGCUUUGGAGGCUUCCCCGUUACUGAGGACGGAAAGAUCGGCUCCAAGCUCCUUGGUAUCGUUACCAACCGAGACAUCCAGUUCGAGGAUGACUACAGCGCGCCUGUUUCCAAGGUCAUGGUCACCGACCUCAUCACUGCCCCCGCCGGUGUUACCCUGACCGAGGCGAACAAGAUCCUGUCCCAGUCCAAGAAGGGCAAGCUGCCCAUUGUGGACAAGGACUUCAACCUGGUGGCCAUGAUCUCCCGCUCCGACUUGACCAAGAACCAGCACUUCCCCCUGGCCUCCAAGCUUCCCGACAGCAAGCAGCUGAUCUGCGCCGCUGCCAUUGGCACUCGCCCAGAGGAUAAGAUUCGUCUUCAGCUGCUCGUCGACGCUGGUCUUGACAUUGUCAUCCUCGACAGCUCCCAGGGUAACAGCAUGUACCAGGUUGAUAUGAUCAAGUGGAUCAAGAAGGAGUUCCCCAAUCUGGAUGUCAUUGGCGGCAACGUCGUCACCCGAGAGCAGGCCGCGACUCUCAUCGCCGCUGGCGUUGACGGUCUCCGAAUUGGUAUGGGAAGCGGCUCAGCCUGCAUUACCCAGGAGGUCAUGGCCGUUGGCCGUCCUCAGGCUGCCGCCGUCCACGCUGUCAGUACCUUUGCCGCCCGCUUUGGCGUUCCCUGCAUUGCCGACGGUGGUGUUCAGAACGUUGGCCACAUUGCCAAGGGCCUUGCUCUCGGUGCUUCCACCAUCAUGAUGGGUGGUCUCCUGGCCGGCACAACCGAGUCUCCCGGCACUUCUUUCGUUUCCCGCGAAGGAAAGCUGGUCAAGGCCUACCGUGGCAUGGGCUCCAUUGAUGCCAUGCAGGACAAGAAGGCUGGCGGCGGUGGCAAGGACAGCCAGAAGAGCAACGCCGGCACUGCCCGUUACUUCUCCGAGGGAGACAGUGUCUUGGUUGCUCAGGGUGUUUCCGGUUCCGUGGCUCACCGAGGCUCCAUCUCCAAGUUUGUUCCCUACCUCGCUGCUGGCCUCAAGCACUCCAUGCAGGACUGCGGCAUGCGCAGCCUGAAGGAGCUGCAAGAGUCGGCUGCCAAUGGCACCCUGCGAUUCGAGCUUCGCACGGCCAGCGCUCAGCUGGAGGGCAACGUGAACAUGGAGUCGUAUGAGAAGAAGCUCUACGCAUGA
Messenger RNA from Trichoderma reesei QM6a, 1698 nucleotides. RefSeq names its product imp dehydrogenase. The record is from RefSeq and is a predicted model, not a curated record. Gene Ontology annotation, molecular function: IMP dehydrogenase activity. Gene Ontology annotation, cellular component: cytoplasm. The coding region runs from base 85 to 1698 and encodes 537 amino acids. NCBI's taxonomy places the organism in Eukaryota, Fungi, Ascomycota, Sordariomycetes, Hypocreales, Hypocreaceae. The transcript is spliced from 3 exons. Gene Ontology annotation, biological process: GTP biosynthetic process.